This is a messenger RNA of Abrus precatorius (Indian licorice), 2863 nucleotides long. RefSeq lists its product as uncharacterized. The coding region runs from base 71 to 604 and encodes 177 amino acids. The transcript has a single exon. The record is from RefSeq and is a predicted model, not a curated record. NCBI's taxonomy places the organism in Eukaryota, Viridiplantae, Streptophyta, Magnoliopsida, Fabales, Fabaceae.
ACGAUCAAUAAUAGCACAAAGGAUAUUGCUAUCACAUUGACUUUAGAGUGGUGUGAGUGAGAAAAGAAAGAUGAAAAAUCUAAGCCUGAAACCAGAGCUGCACCUCCACAUCCCAAACCCCCCCUCUGCUUCAUUUGCCAAAUUAUCAGUAUCAUGUCGGAAAAGCCUCAAACACCCACCUUCGAAAUUUACACUCACUCUGAGAGAACAAACUCCAAUUCGUGCAAUUAACCUCAACCUGAAGAGGCACCCAUCAAUGAAACCUCAAAAUGGGCAUUCCAAGAUUGUGAUAAUGGGAGCUGUGUCAGUGGGAAUUUUGGUGGCGCUUCUGAGUGGGAUGGAUGAGCAAAAGGCCUGGGCUUUGGGCCCAGAAGGCCCACUUGUGGAAGAGUUUUGGGACAACGUGAGGAGAUAUGGACUCUACGCUCUCACUGUGAGCACAGGUGCCCUUUACACCAUAUUUCGCCCUAUAGUGGACCUUCUCAAGAACCCCAUUUCCGCCAUUCUCAUCCUUGCUCUUUUCGGGGGCAGCUUCUACCUUGUUUCUCAGGUGCUUUCUGCCAUGUUUGGUGUUUCUGAUUUUACUUAUGAUUUUGGAUACUAGCUGCUGCUACUACCAAAGUAAAGCCAUCAUCUAUACUUUCAUAUUCCUUUUCCCCUUCUUAUAAUCUUAUUGGUUGCUCCAUGCUUCGUAAUUAUCCUCUGCACCCUGUUUAACAUUUUAGGUAGCUAAGCCUGUGUUUUGUAGGCAAGUUUAGCUUCUUCUUUUUUUUUUAAAAAAAAAGUUUGUAAAAUUAUUAGAUAAUAACAAAUAGAAGAAGCUUAUGAUUUUGUUUUUGAAUUUUUUAUUAAAAUAACAUUCAGGUAAUAAUUAUUAAAAAAUUUAUCUCACAUUUAAUAUUAUAUUUUUAACUAUAUUUAAAUUUAAUAUCUCUUCGUUCAAUUUUAAUAUUAUAUUAAUAUAAUAUGACAUUUAUUUUAGUCAUUUAAUGUAUUUUAGCUAGUUUUAUUAAAUAGUUUUUAUUCAAUAACUAUUUGUAAAGAUAUAUUGCUAACAUUUAUCAGGUUAUGUAAGAUACUUGCCGAGUAUGGUUAACAACGAUAUUCUUGAUCCUUUUGCUUGUUUGGUACGAUAUUAAUUGAAAUAUUUUUUAAUUUAUGGGCUGAACUGAGAUGAUAGUAAAAGUGUAACAUGAAUUGUACCUCAAUUAAGUAUUUAUUUAAUAAUUUUUUAUUAAAUAAAAAAUUAUAACAAAGUCAAUUAAAAAAAUUAUUAGAAUAAAUUGAUGAAAAUUUAUUUUAAUAAAUUAUUUGGAAAAUAGUUAAAAAAUAACAGAUCACUGUAUUUGAAAAGGAGAGGCAUAGCUUUCAACUAAAAAGCUCAAAAAACUGCAAUAGAGUAAGGAUUUAAAAAUAUAUUUUAAGGCAAGUUUUAUCUAUAAAUAUUAAAAGAAAGUUGUUAUUCAUUUAACACACUGUUUGUGUCUCUCUCUCUCUUUUGACGACAUCUUAUUAUGUGGUGUAUGUAAUUAACAGUAAAAGUAGUCUAUAAACAAACAACUGAUGCAACGGAUAGAGGGUAGCUGUAAGUGUUGGCAUAUUCAAAUUGGAUGGUUCUUCCUGGGCCAAGGGGUUGCCCAUCGUUGACAAGGCAAUCAUCGUAUUUGAGUCUACGAAACACUUUGGGGUUUAUCACACGUGCUGAGCUGAACAUUCCACAGUGAAGGUGUAUUUGUCCUAUGUUGCAAUCGCUGGGGCACAGGUUCGAGAUUUCAACGGCGGACGAAGGAAUACCACUCGGAAGAGGAGGCACUUGCGCUUGAGAUACCCGAAUGUCGUUUCUUGAGCAUCCGCCAUCAAGGUUCUUGUCCCAAUCAUCUAUAACAACAUAGUUAGUUAAUAAUAUAUUAAGGGUUCUCAAUUCUCAUGCCAACAGAUUAGUGUUGCAGUAACUUACGAUGGGUGAUCACUGUUCUGUUGCCUUCGGGAAAAAACAUGUCUUCAAUGCCAAUGUCUCUUCCAGCUUCCACGUGAAUUACUGAAUCCCUCGCUGAAUUUCAAACAAUAUCGGUGCCUCAGUGCACAUAUAUCAAAGUCAAGAACAUAAUUGAAUGGAUUAAGAGGCGAGGAAGGAAUAGUCUCCAGCCAAUCUAUAAAAUUUGCAAUUAGCACACAGUAUGACAUAAAUGAUUUUAUGAGUGUAGCACCCGAGUAUUGUGCAUUCUUACGUGUGUGUAACGUUGCAAUCAUAAUGGUGCAAAGACAUGUGUCAAUAAAGUGAAAGGCGUUACCCAAAAGCACGGCUAAGACAAAGGCCACCGACACAAUGCAAAAGCUUUGAACUUUGGUCGUCAUUCUGAAAUGGUUUCAGUCUGCUCUCAAGUAGUAACCUGCAAAAGCCGAAGAAGAUAAAAGGAAUGCAAUGCAAGUUAAUUAAUGUAGAGGGAAAGAGGAGCUAGAAAGAAGUAAUAAGAAAGCGUUGGAAAAGUUUAGGAAGACGAGGGUCGAAGCUUCAGAGUUAAUGCAGAGGAAGAGAAGAUAAAAGAAUAAUAGGUACUUGACCCAACCUGCUAGUUCAAGGAUGUAUAUGCCUUGCACAGAACCUACUUCAAUUUAUAGCUCAAGCUCUACGCUCCCUGUUGCUAUAGAACUAGCAGCUGCCAUUGCAUUUGGAGCCGUCAUUGCAUCUUAUGCCGGUUAAAAUAAGCAAAAAGAAUAAAAAAAAAGGGGAAAAACAGGAGACUUCAAAACAAUUCAUUAUGCAUGAAUUAUAAAAGACAAAACUUUUACACUUUACCAACGGUUUUAGUAUUAUAUUAAAAUAUUAUUUUAUUUUAAUAUUUAAUGUAAUAAUGAUCCAUAU